UGAGUGGUUCGAUCGAGGUGUGAUUAAAAUUUAUACAAAAAGAAAAAAAAAAUAAAAAUCUUAUUAGUAAGAAAAUUAAAAAGGUUUAAGAAAAAAUUCAGUGUUCAAAUAUUAAUAAAAAUAUACAUAAUUAUUUUUUAUUUUAUUUAUUUUGGUGGUUGAAUGUAUAGUGCUUUAAUAUUAAAUUUUAAUUUCCUUAUAACCUUAAGUAUUUAACUUAAUAAAUUAAAAAAAAAAAAGAGAAAGCAAAAAUUUAAUCUUUUCAAUUGAUAAUUUUGAAAAAAAAAAGAAAAAUAAAGGAAAUGCCUGAAAAAUUUUAUAAAAUUGAUAUAAACAAAACGGAAUGGGAGAUUCCAGAACGAUAUCAAAUGUUAAAUCCGGUCGGAUCUGGAGCUUACGGACAGGUUUGUUCAGCUGUAAAUACAAAAAAUAAUAUGAAAGUUGCUAUAAAAAAAUUAGCACGACCAUUUCAAUCAGCUGUACAUGCAAAAAGAACAUACCGUGAACUUAGAAUGUUAAAACAUAUGAAUCAUGAAAACGUUAUUGGUUUAUUAGAUGUUUUUCAUCCAGGUGAUAAUUCAAUUGAACAAUUUCAACAAGUUUAUUUAGUAACACAUUUAAUGGGUGCUGAUUUAAAUAAUAUUGUUAGAACACAAAAAUUAUCAGAUGAUCAUGUACAAUUUUUGGUAUAUCAAAUAUUAAGAGGUUUAAAAUAUAUACAUAGUGCUGGAAUAAUACAUAGGGAUCUUAAACCAUCAAAUAUUGCUGUAAAUGAAGAUUGUGAAUUAAAAAUUCUUGAUUUUGGUUUGGCAAGACCAACUGAAAAUGAAAUGACCGGCUAUGUUGCAACAAGAUGGUAUCGUGCACCAGAAAUUAUGUUAAAUUGGAUGCAUUAUAAUCAAACAGUCGAUAUAUGGUCUGUAGGAUGUAUUAUGGCUGAAUUAUUAACUGGACGAACUCUAUUUCCAGGAACAGAUCACAUUCAUCAACUUAAUUUAAUUAUGGAAAUUCUUGGGACACCCGCUGAUGAUUUUAUGAUGAAAAUUUCGUCAGAAAGUGCACGGAAUUAUAUUAAAUCCCUACCAGUUAUGAAAAAGAGAAGUUUUAAGGAUGUAUUUAAAGGUGCUAAUCCAUUAGCUAUUGAUCUUUUGGAAAAAAUGCUUGAAUUAGAUUCAGAAAAAAGGAUAACAGCAGAAGAAGCGCUGGCGCAUCCGUAUAUGGAAAAAUAUGCUGAUCCAAAUGAUGAACCAAUUUCAGCAUUAUAUGAUCAAAGUUUUGAAGAUAUGGAUUUACCAGUUGAAAGAUGGAAGGAAUUGGUAUAUAAUGAAGUUAUUAAUUUUCAACCACAUCCUAAUAUGAUCCCACAAGAUAUUCAAGCUCAAUAAAAAUGAGAUUAUUUUAAUUCAGAUAUUAUAUGAGAAAUUAUAAAUUUAAAUAUAAAGAAGAGAAAAUGUAAAAAAAAAAAUAAAAAUUUUUUUUUUUUUUAAUUUAAAUAUUAAUUAAAUACAUCCAUAAUUUUUAAGUACCUUAAGGUUAAAUAAAUAAAAAAAAAAUAAUAAAUAAAAAAAAUUUUUGUUUUUUUGCGUAAAUUUUGU
Condylostylus longicornis is the source of this 1595-nucleotide messenger RNA. Its product is annotated as mitogen-activated protein kinase p38b-like. The transcript is spliced from 7 exons. The record is from RefSeq and is a predicted model, not a curated record. Gene Ontology annotation, biological process: intracellular signal transduction; protein phosphorylation. The coding region runs from base 303 to 1385 and encodes 360 amino acids. Gene Ontology annotation, cellular component: nucleus; cytoplasm. Gene Ontology annotation, molecular function: MAP kinase activity; ATP binding. Lineage: Eukaryota; Metazoa; Arthropoda; Insecta; Diptera; Dolichopodidae.